AUUGGGAAAGAAAGGAAACGGGGAGUCAGAAAAAGAAAGUCGAUUUGCGUUGUGGCGGCGGAAAUUUUGCAUUAUUGGGUAUUUGGGUUCACAUAGACGCGGUUUACUUUGAAUACUCAAUUUCUCCAUCGCUGACGCUGACCGUUCCUCCACCAUUAUCCUUCUUCAGUGCAAUUUCCCCUAAUUUCUCUUUUCUUCAAUUCAUUCUCUUCCUCUCUGCUCUUCCCUCUUCACGCAUUCGGAUUUUUUCAAUCUGGUCUUGCCCAACCCACACAUGUCUGAAGGUCAACCCUGUGGCUUAUGAACUUCCUAAUUCCCAUUACUAAUUCACACCGCUUUCCCCAUUCUUUAUCCGUAUGGACCUUUCCAUUAAUCCGUCCCGAUGAGAAACCUUUUCUUUUCAUGCAUUUCUUUGAUUUUUAGCACCUUUAUUUUCCUUAGCAUUGGGAUUUCUUUGGUUUCUGGACGAUGCCCUGACGAUCAGCUGUCUCUGUUGCUCCAAUUGAAGAAUGAUCUCGCAUACGAUUCUUCCUUGUCCAAGAAACUGGUGCACUGGAAUCGAAGUGUUGAUUACUGUAAUUGGAAGGGUGUUAACUGCAGCGACGGCUGUGUUAUCGGUCUUGAUUUGAGCGAGGAGUCGAUUUUAGGUGGGAUUGAUAAUUCAAGCAGUCUUUUCGGUCUUCGGUUCUUACGGGAUUUGAACUUGGGUUUCAACAGGUUUAAUUCCCCGAUGCCUUCUGGAUUUAACAGGCUUUUGAAUUUAAGUGUGCUGAAUAUGUCUAAUUCUGGAUUUAAUGGCCAGAUUCCUAUUGAGAUUUCAAACUUAACUGGGUUGGUUAGGCUCGAUCUUACUAGCUCGUCUCUCUUUCAAGUUUCGACGCUGACGCUUGAGAACCCAAAUUUGAUGACUUUUGUUCAGAAUUUGAGCAAUUUGAGUGUUCUAUAUCUCGAUGGUGUAAAUUUGUCAGCAGCAGGAAGUGAAUGGUGCAAGGCCUUAUCGUCUUCAUUGUUAAAUCUGACAGUGCUGAGCUUAUCGGGCUGUUCUCUUUCGGGACCUCUUGAUUCCUCCCUUGCGAAACUUCAGUAUCUAUCAGAAAUUCGUCUGGAUAGUAACAACUUUUCCUCACCGGUGCCUGAUAAUUUUGCGGAUUUCCCAACUUUGACUUCGCUGCAUCUUAGCAGUUCAAAUUUAUCUGGGGAAUUUCCACGAAGUAUUUUCCAGGUAUCAACUCUUCAGACUCUGGACUUAUCCAAUAAUAAGUUGCUGGAAGGUUCUCUUCCAGAAUUUCCAUCCACUAGACCCCUUCGAACUCUGGUUCUAGUUGACACAAAUUUUUCUGGAGCACUGCCAAAUUCUAUUGGAAAUUUUAAGAAUUUGACCAGAUUAGACUUAGCGAGUUGCAACUUUGACGGAUCAAUCCCAAAUUCUAUCCAAAACCUUACACAACUUACAUAUUUGGAUCUUUCGAGCAAUAAAUUUGUUGGUCCAGUCCCAUCAUUUUCCCAAUUGAAGAAUCUUACUGUCUUAAACCUUGCUCAUAAUCGGUUGAAUGGUUCCUUGCUUUCCACAAAAUGGGAUGAGCUUUCCAAUCUCGUUAAUCUUGAUUUGCGUAACAAUUCCAUCACUGGAAACGUUCCUUUGUCUCUCUUCAAUCUUCAAUCAAUCCGGAAGAUUCAACUGUGCUACAACCUAUUUAAUGGUAGUUUGAAUGGGCUCUCCAACGUGUCCUCUUUCUUACUUGAUACCCUUGCUUUGGAGAGCAAUCGGUUAGAAGGGUCAUUCCCAAUGUCGUUUUUGGAACUUCAAGGUCUGAAGAUUCUCUCACUUUCUUUCAACAAUUUUACCGGAAGAUUGAAUCUAACCGUAUUCAAGCAGCUUAAGAAUAUUACCAGACUUGAACUCUCAAGCAACAGCCUGUCUGUUGAAACGGAUGGCACUGACUCAAGUUCUUCUUUUCCUCAAAUGACCACAUUGAAGUUGGCUUCCUGCAAUUUAAGAAUGUUCCCUGGCUUCUUGAAAAAUCAAUCUAAACUCAACUCUCUUGAUCUCUCCCAUAAUGAACUUCAAGGAGAAAUACCUCUCUGGAUUUGGGGUCUUGAAGAUCUUAGUCAGUUAAAUCUUUCUUGCAAUUCCCUUGUUGGUUUUGAAGGGUCUCCAAAGAAUCUUUCUUCCAGUCUCUAUCUUCUUGACCUUCAUUCCAACAAAUUUGAAGGGCCACUUUCGUUCUUUCCUCCAUCUGCUGCCUAUUUGGACUUCUCCAAUAACAGUUUCAGUUCUUCCAUUCUACCUGCUAUCGGACAAUACCUCUCAUCCACUGUCUUCUUUUCUCUAUCAAAAAAUCGCAUUCAGGGCAAUAUUCCUGAAUCCAUAUGCGAUGCUAAGAGUCUUCAGGUGCUGGAUUUGUCUAAUAAUAACUUGAGUGGCAUGUUUCCCCAAUGUCUAACUGAGAAGAAUGAUAAUCUUGUGGUAUUAAAUCUAAGAGAAAAUGCCUUAAAUGGCUCUAUUCCUAAUGCAUUUCCAACUAACUGCGGUCUGAGGACUCUUGAUCUAAGUGGAAACCACAUCGAAGGGCGGGUACCAAAGUCUUUAUCAAAUUGUCAAUAUUUGGAGGUUUUGGAUCUUGGAAAGAAUUGGAUAGAUGAUAUCUUCCCAUGCUCAUUGAAGAGCAUAUCCACUUUACGGGUGCUUGUUCUUCGCUCAAACAAAUUUCAUGGUAAAUUUGGAUGUCAAGAGACCAAUGGCACUUGGAAGAGCCUCCAAAUUGUUGACAUAUCUCGAAACUACUUUAAUGGUAGCAUAUCUGGAAAAUGCAUAGAAAAGUGGAAAGCAAUGGUCGAUGAGGAAGACUUUAGCAAGUCAAGAGCUAAUCACCUUCGUUUUAAUUUCUUCAAAUUCAGUACUGUGAACUAUCAAGACACAGUAACUAUUACAAGCAAAGGUCUGGACGUUGAACUGACAAAAAUCCUAACAGUCUUCACAUCCAUUGACUUCUCGUGCAAUUACUUCGAUGGCUAUAUACCUGCAGAGAUCGGAGAACUCAAGGCGCUUUAUCUUCUCAACUUCUCCCACAAUUCCCUGUUCGGUGAAAUUCCCUCAUCUAUAGGAAAUUUGAGUCAGCUGGGUUCUUUAGAUCUGUCAAGUAACAUGCUUACUGGCCAAAUCCCUCUACAGCUUGCGGAACUAUCGUUUCUAUCUGUAUUGAAUCUGUCUUACAAUCUGUUGGUUGGUAUGAUUCCCACUGGCUCCCAAAUCCAAACAUUUUCUGCAGAUUCCUUUAUUGGUAAUGAAGGAUUAUGUGGAGCCCCUUUGCUGAAUAAAUGUGAAACUUCCACUCAUCCAACUUCGGAUACAAGUAACAAAAAAUCAGCUUCAGUAGCUGAUGCUGAUUGGCAAUUCGUAUUCAUUGGAGUUGGGUUUGGAGUAGGAGCAGCAGCAGUUGUUGCUCCUCUUACGUUUUUGGAGAUGGGUAAAAAAUGGUCCGACGAUACCGUUGACAAAAUUCUUCUGGCUAUUCUUCCAUUAAUGGGAUACAUCUACCUGACUUCCAGUGACCGCAGAGUUGAACCAGAAGAUGAUAGCAAAGAUGACGACGACGACGAUUACAUCGCAGUUAUUUAUGAAAAUGAAGAAAGUGAAGAAAAAUCCUCAGAAUUUAAAGGGCAAUAUUGUGUGUUUUGUUCAAAACUUGACAUCUAUAUGACGAAGGUUAUUCAUGAUCCUCGAUGUACAUGUCUCUCUUCACUGUCCCCAACUUCUUCUUUUUCUACAUUUCGAGAAAAAAAUUAAAGCUUGAAAAGGUAAUUUCCAUUAUUUUUGCGAUUCUAUAAUUUGGAAAAUAAGAGCAUAUCUUCUGCUGUACAUAAUUAGGUAUCAUCAACUUGAGAAUUGGGUUGUUGAAAUACUAUUAAAUUGUCAUUUGUAUAUUCUCUAACGCUUUCUUCUUUCGCUUUCUACAUUUGUAAGGAAAGAAAUUAGGACAUAAAAAUGUUAUUUC
Cucumis melo (muskmelon) is the source of this 3995-nucleotide messenger RNA. Its product is annotated as receptor-like protein 7. Bases 383 to 3787 code for a protein of 1134 amino acids. Gene Ontology annotation, molecular function: protein binding. The record is from RefSeq and is a predicted model, not a curated record. The transcript has a single exon. Gene Ontology annotation, cellular component: plasma membrane. Lineage: Eukaryota; Viridiplantae; Streptophyta; Magnoliopsida; Cucurbitales; Cucurbitaceae.